CCCUAGGCGUGACAGUCGACUACUACAAUCGUCAGGGUGAAGCGCUGCCAUCACUCCAGCAGGUUUUGAGGCACACAGGCUGAAUUAAGCAUCUGCAAGCAUGUCUGAGGCCGAGUUUCAGAAAGCCGCAGAGGAGGUCAAACAGCUGAAGGCAAAACCAACAGAUGCUGAAAUGCUGGAGAUUUACAGUCUGUACAAACAGGCCACCGUAGGAGACGUCAACACAGCUCGACCGGGUAUGCUAGACUUCACCGGUAAGGCCAAAUGGGACGCCUGGGAUGCCAAGAAAGGAAUAAGUAAGGAGGAUGCUGUGAAAGCGUACAUCGCUAAAGUCGAGGAGCUGAAGGGGAAAUAUGGCAUCUAACAGACACCCAUAUGAUGGCCAGCAUGCCUUUACCUGUACUGUUCUCCCAGAAGCGCCUUAAGGCCUGCAGUGUGUCGCUCACACACACAAGACUCUGAUCGGUGUGAGAAAACCGGCACAUUCCUCACAGGCCAAGAGAAAACCGUCCACAAUGUAGUGAAAUGAAUGGAUACAUUUGUAUGUGAUGCCAUAAAAAUCCCCUUUUCAAUAAA
Messenger RNA from Danio aesculapii, 576 nucleotides. RefSeq names its product diazepam binding inhibitor (GABA receptor modulator, acyl-CoA binding protein) (gene dbi). The record is from RefSeq and is a predicted model, not a curated record. The transcript is spliced from 4 exons. The coding region runs from base 101 to 364 and encodes 87 amino acids. Gene Ontology annotation, molecular function: fatty-acyl-CoA binding. Lineage: Eukaryota; Metazoa; Chordata; Actinopteri; Cypriniformes; Danionidae. Gene Ontology annotation, biological process: fatty acid metabolic process.